This is a messenger RNA of Adineta ricciae, 1236 nucleotides long. The record is from the annotation of a GenBank genome assembly. Lineage: Eukaryota; Metazoa; Rotifera; Eurotatoria; Adinetida; Adinetidae.
AUGCCUCAUACAUAUGCUGAUGGAAACAACAAUGAAAUGUUUGUGACAAUGAAUGAUGCUGAUCUAGAUACUGAAUCAAAUGGAUUAAAAACAGUGAACAGUGUCCUUAAAGACGGCAGUGAUCUGUUAGGUGCACCAGCCAGAUUUAUUAAUAAUAUCCAAAAAGAUUGGUUAACUACUGUUAUUCUAAUUUGCAUUCUAUGCUUAUACUGUAUUAUUCAACAUCAUUGUUCUAAUAAAACACGUCGUCGAACGGCACCAUCCGAGGCUUAUCGUGUCAAUAGACACUCAGACGCCGUUAUCGAGAACAUGCAUUUGCGCAAAGGUAGCAUCUUCCUUUUCCUAUCAAUACUGCUGAGAACCUGCAUUGGACAACAAACAGCGGAUAAGCAAGCCGAUGUUACAACCAAACAAGUUCUUCAAUACAUAACAAAUCUGUCCAAGCAAGGGAAGUAUCUGUCGGGUCAAUAUAUUGGUAUAAGUAAACCGAAUAUGUCGAUGUCAUUGAUUACGAAUAUCACAGCUGAAGCAGGUCAAGUUCCGGGUAUCUUUGAAUGUGAUUAUGCAAAUGGGUUUUGGUCGACGACUCCACCACAAAAACUGCUUGAUCAUUCUUGUAAUUCGAUAUUGAAAGACAAUUGGAAUAAGGGUGGUCUGAUCAAUAUAUGUGCACAUUUUCCAAAUCCUGUGUCUCCGAAUGGUGGUGAACUACGAAACAAAUCGAAUCUGGAAGCGAAUGGAGCAUGGUUUUGGUGGGGAAGGCAAGAUCCAACGUUAUUCAAAAAUGUUUGGAUCCAUAUGUUUAAUUAUUUGACGCAAGUCAAAGAUUUACAUAAUAUCUUGUGGAUCUAUUCACCGGACCAAGGUGCGCCAACUCCGUCACUGUACUAUCCAGGUAGUGCCUACGUGGAUAUUGUUGGACUCGAUGUUUAUACUGAUGAACCUGUAAACAAAUUGUUUCCUUUUGAAAAUAGUUUGAAGGGAUAUGAUGAAAUGUUAGCUUUGAAUAAGCCAAUGAUUCUUGGUGAAGUUGGUCCAAGAACCACUGAUGGUCAAUUCGAUUUCAGUCUAUGGCCAACUGCGAUUCGAAAUAAAUAUCCGAAAGUGUCUUAUUUACUAACAUGGGCCGGCCCUUGGUCACCAGUAGCCAAUAGAAAUGCUUAUAAUUUAUUCAAUAACGCAUACGUCAUCAAUCGUGGCGGUAUCAAUAUAACUGAUACCAUGUUUUUUGUUUAA